UUCGGCCAAUUCUUAUUCCAUCAAUGAUCGGAUAGGCAUCAUCACCAACAAAUUAUAGACUCGGGAGAGCUAGAGAACCAAAUUCAAGACACGAAAGAGCUUCUAAAGAGAGAGAAGAGGCCCUGACCGAGUGCCUGAAAAUCCACAAAGCUAAUGCCUAAAUAAUUGAAGAAUCCAACAGAACUUUCAUUGAGGACGCCAUCGUCUCUACGAUGCCAGAUUCAUCGCAACUGUGUAGUAGUCAAUCGUCUACUGCACCUUGGCAACCAGUGUGUGAUACAUUAACAGGAUGGCUUGAUGGGACAUCGACUCAAUUCACAACGGAUGGUAAUGAUGACCAGGCUACUCAAGAACCAGCUGGCUUUGCCUGGAGUCUGUAUCAUCACACUCUCCAGCUCUUCUCACUACUACUUCCACCUAUGUUGGAACAUAUCUCAAGCUUUGAUCCACAACAUAGAAAAAAAAGCGAAAAAUCUCUCAAGAAGUCGUUAGGAAAAUUGUUCCUCUGGGGUAGCAGCUUUGAAGAUGGAAAACUCGAAAGCGUGCUGGAAGAAUCUGAAAGCUUGAGAGACACAGUAAUGGAGUCUUUUGCCGCCGUCGACAGGAUUUUAUUACUCAAAAUACCACCGAUAUGCUUGAGAAAACCUAGCGCAUCAGAAAAUCCAAGGAUCAAACAAGAGAUGCACGACCUGAGCAUUUGGGUUGAAAAGGCACGCGUGGUCACGGAGAUUGAUUAUGAAAGCGACGACUCAUCAGCAAGUUUGGAUACACAAGAAGACUUUCCCACAGUCAUCGGUUCUUUGGGAGACUAUGUAGGGGACCUCAUGGAGCUUCUUCCGUCCAUGGAAACGACCCUCAAGUCCUUGAAUUGGCAGGAUGUUGAGGAUCGGCCGAACCAGCAGGUCGAAUUCCAAAUCUCGGGUCCUGCACAGCCAUACGUCUUAAAAGUGUACGACAAGUUUCCAUUGGCUGACAUGCACUUGAUGCAUCGCCUGGGUGAGGCUAAUUGGCAGCGGCACAUCUCCUUGCGGGCAUUUCACAAUCAAGAAGACAGCGAAAUUGCUCACCAACUUCCAAAGAUCGCAUUUUCCGAGUUUCACGACUCUGGUCUUGGAUCUUCACUUCCAGCACGAUCAUCAUAUGCAGCCACGGUUGCAUCCCAUUCAUCCUUUCGGAGUACCACAGACGACAAAGAUAGCGGGACGCUCCGAGUGCCUCCCACUCCCAAGGAAGUGUUCGAGGGUGAACCCUUCAAUUGUCAAAUCUGCGGGCAAGUCUUAACCGACAUCAGGAACCGUGUGGACUGGAGGCGGCACGUUUUUGUAGAUCUCAAACCUUACCUGUGUACCUCUCCAGGUUGUAAGGACGAGUUCAAGACAUUUGCAACUCGAAAGCAAUGGCAAGAACACGAAUUUGGCCAGCAUCGGUUUAAUCGACACUGGGCCUGUUCAGCAUGUCAACACAAAUCUGGAACUCCAGAAGACUGGCAUGAGCAUUUGCUUCAGGCUCAUAAAGUCGUCUCCACCUAUCCCAAACAUCCUCUUGAUGCGCGGUAUUUCGAAGUUCGUGAGACAAUACCAGUUGAAUCAAUGCCUUGCCCGCUCUGUUUGGAGGUCCCUGGGAAGUCUCAAAGAGACUUCGCGACACAUGUUGGGAAACAUAUGGAAGACAUUGCACUGGCGGCAUUGCCUCGAGAAGGAGAGUUUUCGGACACCGAAUCAGACUCUUCAGAUAUGCUAGACAUCCCUGACCAUUCGAGAUUUUCAGCUAGUGGUUAUCUUUCGGGAGUUAUUACUCCAGGAUUUGAGGGUGGCAACGUUCCUCGGUCUCAAACGACAUUCGAGCCAGCUGCAAUGACUUCAUCUCAAUUUGGAAACCAAGAUACAAGACCAUACUAUGAUGAUGGAUACACCUCAGCUGCGGAAGAAGCUACAAUUCCGACUCCAAAGACUGAACAAACAGAAAGUACAACAAGCAAGGCAGGGGCAGUUUACAGAGCCAUGCCUCCACCACGCCAUCCUAGCAUUCUCCGACGCACUUCUGUGUACGAUAGUGAUCUCCCAUCUGACCCAGGGAUAUCAGUAGACCAUUAUGAACAAGAAACACGAUUAGAAUACCACGAGGAAGUACGAUCUCAGCUACCAAGUGUGGAUCGCUAUCCAAUAUCUGAUGCUCCUAGGAGCGAAGCAGCAAACAGCGGACGACGUAAGCAGAGCUUCUAUGAGCAGCAAUCGUCUGCUAAAGUUCGAGAUGGUGUCAACUUUGAAGAGCAUGGGCAGAAUGACAAGGAAUUACCUCUGUCUAGUCAUGGACAUCCAGGUUCUACACAGGACCAGAGCGGUGCAAAGCAACUCGACCCGUCUCUCACCUUGCCACCUCUUGUCGAUGUACUUGGUGUCAAUUGGAACGAUUCAAGGCCAGUCAAGACCACGAAGAAACUCAGCUUGAGCGAUUAUGCAACUUGGCGAAAGAAGAAAGACUCUUCUAAGGUAGCCAAGCCCGUGGAGGGGAGUAGUCCAAAUCUUGCUACACCAGAUGUUAAGCCCAAGGAUCUGGAGGCAAGAGGAGAUCGAGCGACAAUAUCGACUAUUGAGCCUAGCACAGCAGAGUCCUACGGCAAAUCCACGGACAGUGAACUCAGCGCAAGCCGAUGCCAAUGGGAGGGAUGCAACAAAACGUUUAUUAGUGCUGCCUAUUUAAAUAGGCACAUGCUGAGACAUACUCGACCUUAUCAGUGCCGAGACUGCGAAAAUCGAUACGCAAGUCAGAGGGACUUGGCACGACACAUGUCAUCUCAUCAUACUCCAGAGGUCUUCAAGUGUCCUCACGAAUCAUGUACUUUCAAGGCAAUACGUAAGGACAACUUGCGGCGGCAUAUGGACAAGAAACACGAUCGUUUUGUCCCAUAGGCUUACAGCUGGAGGGAUGUUUAAUAACGUAGCAGUCCUAAUAGCAGGUGGGGAAUAUCAAAUUUAUCAAGCAAUUACAUAUAUUCCAGUCCAACAUUCCCAAAAGACACCGUAGAAGUCAGUCAGUCACAAAGUUUCCUCUAUGGAGACAUAGAGGAUGAAUGAUGCAAACCGGAAAACGAGUACACACAAAACCCAGGAAUUAAGCGAACAAAACAAAACAAACCCACACUCUCACACUUAUCACCCAUUCUCAGGUAACUAACACCACCUGCACCUGCCUCUUCAAAAGCACAAAAAGCCUGGUACGAAACUCGCAAACUAUUCAAGACGGCUCGAAGAAAGGUUAGAGAGUAACAGCCUCCUAGCACUCACGUAGCCCUCCUCUAUGAGGCAGACAUCUACCAUAUUUAUUUUGCGUGCCUUUUUGAUUCAAUAAAUCUAACGAUCUCGGAAUGUAGGACACUGGGCAUCAACCAAGGAGGCAAGGAAAGGAUACCGAGGCUGAGGUUUGGGGAGAUUGCUUCAACAUAUAAGCAUACACUGGCAA
Messenger RNA from Cadophora gregata, 3459 nucleotides. RefSeq lists its product as uncharacterized. NCBI's taxonomy places the organism in Eukaryota, Fungi, Ascomycota, Leotiomycetes, Helotiales, Ploettnerulaceae. The transcript is spliced from 4 exons. The record is from RefSeq and is a predicted model, not a curated record. Bases 213 to 2909 code for a protein of 898 amino acids.